AUGUCGGUUAUGCUCACGAAAUUCGAAUCCAAAAGUAACCGCGUAAAAGGUCUCGCGUUCCACCCAACACAACCGCUGCUUGCUGCUGCGCUGCAUAAUGGGAGUGUACAGUUAUGGAAUUAUCGCAUGGGUGUUUUGGUAGAUAGAUUUGAGGAACACGAAGGUCCCGUACGAGGUGUCGCUAUCCACCCAACGAGGGCUCUUCUGGCAACGGGCGGUGAUGAUUAUAAAAUCAAAGUCUGGGAUAUUCGUCCCCAGAACCGCAAAUGCUUGUUCACUCUUCAUGGGCAUCUAGACUAUGUCCGAACAGUACAAUUUCACCACGAGAUGCCUUGGAUUCUCUCCGCCUCGGAUGACCAGACCAUACGUAUCUGGAACAGCACCUCACGAAACUGCAUCGCCAUACUCACUGGGCACUCCCACUACGUCAUGUCAGCCCAGUUCCAUCCCAAGGACGAUCUCAUUGUAUCAGCAUCUAUGGACCAGACCGUUCGCGUCUGGGACAUCUCGGGCCUUCGCAAGAACACUCCGAACCAAGGCGCGCCUGGGGCCCCGGGAGGACCUAGCGGGCCUGGCAAUUUCGAGACUUUCGACAAUUUCUCGACCGUGAAAUACGUUCUUGAAGGCCACGACCGUGGUGUGAACUAUGCUAUGUUCCAUCCUACCCUCCCCCUCAUCAUUUCUGCUGCCGACGAUCGCGUGAUCAAGAUUUGGAGAAUGAGCGAAACGAAGGCCUGGGAGGUAGAUUCAUGUCGAGGACACUUCAACAACGUGUCGAAUGCGCUGUUCCACCCCAAGCACGAGCUUAUUGUCUCUUGUGGCGAAGAUAAGACGAUCAGAGUCUGGGACUUGGCCAAACGCACCGCGAUUCAAACUUUCCGACGCGAACACGACCGUUUCUGGGUGCUUGCUGCUCACCCCAACCUCAACCUUUUCGCUGCUGGUCACGAUAGUGGGCUAAUCGUAUUCAAGCUGGAGCGCGAACGUCCCGCGUUCGCGGUUCAUCAGGACACGUUGUACUAUAUUCGGGAUAAGUACGUCCGGGCGUACGACUUCGGCACCGGUUCCGACAUUGGCCUCUUGGGUGUGAGGAAGUUUGGUAGUCCUUACGUGCCACCGCGUACCUUGAGCUACAAUCCAGCCGAACGGGCUGUCAUCACUACGAUCACCAGUGACGGGGGUAUGUUUGAGCUGGCUACGCUGCCUCAGGGCCAGCAGGGUGAUGUCAAGGACUCGAGCGUUGAUGGCAAGAAGGGGCCUGGACAGAGUGCCAUUUUCGUUGCAAGGAAUAGGCUCGCGGUGCUCAACAAGAACACACAGUUGAUUGAAGUCCGCGAUCUGUCCAAUUCCGUUCUCAAGACCAUCAAGCCCCCAGUGCAGACGAACGAAAUCUUCUAUGGCGGCACGGCUAGUCUUAUCCUUAGCUCAACGUCGUCUGUCGUUUUGUACGACAUCCAGCAACAGAAGACCAUCGCAGAAGUGAACAGUCCACCCGUGAAGUACGUUGUAUGGAAUGCGGAUGGAUCUCUCGUCGCUUUAAUGAGCAAGCAUACCAUCACCAUCGCCAACCGGAACUUCUCACAGACCAGCUUGAUUCAUGAGACUAUUCGUAUCAAAUCUGGUGCAUGGGACGACGCGGGUGUAUUCAUCUACUCCACCCUUAAUCAUAUCAAGUACUGUUUGUCACAAGGCGAUCACGGUGUUAUAUGCACCCUCGAUAACCCCGUCUACCUCACUCGUGUCAAGGGCAAGACCGUCCACUGUCUCGAUCGCUCGGCUAGGCCAAGGACUAUUACAUUCGACCCCACUGAAUAUCGCUUCAAGCUUGCGCUCCUCAAGAACAACCACGAAGAAAUGCUCUACAUUAUCAAGAAUUCUAACCUUCUGGGACAAAGCAUCAUCGGCUACUUGCAGCAGAAGGGGUUCCCCGAGAUUGCGCUUCACUUCGUGCAAGAAACGAACACAAGGUUUGAGCUUGCGAUCGAAUGCGGCAACCUCGAAGUAGCAAUGGAGACAGCGAAAGAGAUUGACAGACCAGAGUGCUGGGAGCGUCUGGCACAGCAAGCGUUGAAACAAGGCAACCAUAAGAUCGUAGAGAAGGCAUAUCAACAAACAAAAAACUUCGAUCGAUUGUCCUUCCUCUACUUAGCCACAGGCUCUGUUGACAAGCUGGCUAAGAUGCAGAAGAUCGCUGACGCCCGUGGCAACCCUAUGUCACGUUUCCACAAUGCGUUGUAUGCUGGUGAUGUAGAGGGGCGCAUCGCUGUCUUGCGAGACGUGGGCCUUCAUCCGUUGGCAUAUCUUACGGCCAAGACGAAUGGACUCGACGAACUAGCCGAGGAGAUUCUGGAAGGUGCGGGGCUGACUGCCGCAGAUAUUGAUGAUGUACCUACCUUUGGCGCGUCAACGCUGAAGCCACCGCCGGUCGUGACAACUACCACCAAUCUCAAUUGGCCUGUGGUUUCUGCUGGAGAGAACUUCUGGGAUCGCGUGCUGGCCAACGGCAUGCUUGAGGGCGGCACUGAGCCCGCUUAUGUCAACGGCGAUGCUGCCGCUGCCGCAUCUUCGGCGCUUGAUGCUUGGGCGAAGGAAGAGGAAAUUCCGGACGACAUUGAUCCGGAGGAGGGUGGGUGGGAGCUCGAUGCUGAGGGCGAGGAGUUCCAAACUGGUCGCGAGGAUGAAUCGGACGAGCCGGAAGAAGAAGAGCUGGGUGCUGGUGCUGCUCCGGGCGUAAGUGAGGUCGAACAUUGGACAAAAAACUCGCCCCUUGCCGCAGAUCACGUAGCGGCAGGCUCAUUCGAUACGGCGAUGCAGUUACUAAAUCGGCAGCUGGGAGUUGUCAACUUCGUUCUACUCAAACCUCUAUUCCUAUCAAUAUAUCGCUCCUCCCAUACCUACUUAUCUCCUAUGGCCUCACUUCCUCCACUCCAGCUUCACGUACGACGCAACCCGGCCGAAUCCUCGUUAAGCCGCGUCUUGCCAGUAGUAGCUCGUUCCCUGCAGUCCGUCCGAUCAGAAUUGACUGAAGGCUACCGUCUCGUUUCUGGUAACAAACUAGCCGAGGCUCAAGAGGCAUUCCGACACGUCCUUCAAUCCCUGCUUGUGGUGGUUCUCAGUUCUGAUGAAGAAGCCAAACAAUGGAGAGACACAGUGACCGCUGCGCGCGAAUAUUUGCUAGGUGUCAGCAUUGAGCUAGAGCGCAGACGAGUCGCUGAGCAGGAGCCGGAUAAUACCCAACGAAGCCUCGAAUUAGCCGCCUACUUCACUCACUGUCAACUUCAACCUCCGCAUAUGCAGAUCGCCCUGCGAAGCGCUAGCAAUAUCUUUGCGAAGGCAAACAACCAAGCGCAUGCCGCUCGAUUCUCUAGACGUUUGCUGGAACUGAAGCCAGAUCCUAAAAUAGUAGCCCAGGCUCGACAACGUAUCGCUGCGGGUGACCGAAACCCAAGAAAUGCCGUCGAAAUCUCAUACGAUGAAUUCACGCAGUUCGAGAUCUGUGCCGCGAGUUUCACUCCCAUAUACAAAGGCUCACCUUCUGUGCAUUGCCCCUACACGAACGCUUCAUUCCAUCCACAGUACAAGGGCCAACUAGACCCCCUAGCUCAACUCACGGAGAUUGGAGCGACUGCUUCAGGGCUACCUGCUCCUUGGUGA
Molecule: messenger RNA, 3654 nt
Organism: Pleurotus ostreatus (oyster mushroom)
Lineage: Eukaryota; Fungi; Basidiomycota; Agaricomycetes; Agaricales; Pleurotaceae
Exons: 14
Coding region: 1-3654 (1217 amino acids)
Biological process (GO): retrograde vesicle-mediated transport, Golgi to endoplasmic reticulum; intra-Golgi vesicle-mediated transport; intracellular protein transport
Cellular component (GO): COPI vesicle coat
Molecular function (GO): protein binding; structural molecule activity
Source: RefSeq, a predicted model, not a curated record